AGCCCUCUCUGGCUUAAGUGUCGCUAAAAAGGGAAAUAUCUAUAUAGCUCCUUGAAAUUCCGCCAAACAGACGCUCUCAAAAACUUGGUGCAGACUAUGGCUUUCUCAGUCUCCACAGCCACAGCCAGUUCCAGUCCCCAAUUCCAUUUCUUCUCUUUUCACUCCAAUCAUCUAUUCCCAGUCUCCCUCUCUCUCCCAACCCACACCGCCAGACUCCUCGUCUCCUGCUGCGCCGCCGCAAAGCCUCAGACCGGCCCCGUCAAGAAGAAGCGCUCUCCUCCCUCGCCCACCCCCACCCCCGCCAACAACAACAAGAAAAAGCGUAAGGCCAAGGAUAAGAAUACCAGCUUUAGCAAGGUUGAAAUUGUGGAUGAUUUCGGGUCUUCAGAUUCCGGGUCGCUGGGUUACCAUCCUACGCCGCCCGCUGGGUUUGUAGUGGAUGAUCACGGCAGGGUGCUUAUGGCUUCGUCCAAGCGAAUUGCCUCGAUUGUUGAUCCUACCAAUAAUUUCCCAUUAGAGUGCGUUAUAAGGAGAGUGUUCAGAAGCUCACGAGGGGAUGAAUGUAUGCUGCUUUGCCCUGUUGACACGCCUGUUCAGAUAUUAAAGAGCACCAAUAUAGAUGGUUGGUCAGCGGUCAGUGAUGAAGAAGUUGAAGCUAUUCUUCCUUCUGCUGCUUAUGCCCUUGCCAAGAUACAUAUGCAUCUUGUACAUAGCGGAUUUUGCUAUACAGCAAGGGGAGGAUUUUGUUACUCAGAAGAUGACAUAUUUGAUUUUCGCACAGAUGAUGGUGAAGAUGUAGAUGGCUUGCCAACCGAGGGUGUCGAGAUUACAUGUUUCCAUUUGGAUGGUGCGCAUUACAUGGUUUACACACCCUCUGAUCCACUUCUCUUUGUUGCUGUAAAGGAUAAUGACGGUCUAUUGCAAAUUGCUGAUGAUGAUCUGCUGGAGGACCCUGCUAUCAUUAGUGCCAUAGAUGAGGAGACCGAGUUUAAUGCAUUGGUGGAGGAAGAAGCAGCUCUUCUUGAUUCAUUGCUAGGAAAAGAGUAGCAUGUGUCUGUCUAGUGUCAACCGGGGUAUUUCUUCAUGUCCAGUCUUUCUAGUGCCCGUCACAUUUGAUAUGAGAAAGCAUUUCUAAGGACGGUGGGUGAAUAGCCCUGAGAAAUUGACAUUUGACUUUAACCCAUCUCUGCUUUGUAAAUAAUUUUUCUUCUUUUGUAAUGCAUGUAUAAAAUCUUUCUUGUAGCUCAGUGUUACCAGUGGUUCUCUUAGUGAUAAAAGUAGCGUAUUGUCCAUCAA
This is a messenger RNA of Rosa rugosa (rugosa rose), 1296 nucleotides long. RefSeq lists its product as uncharacterized. The record is from RefSeq and is a predicted model, not a curated record. NCBI's taxonomy places the organism in Eukaryota, Viridiplantae, Streptophyta, Magnoliopsida, Rosales, Rosaceae. The coding region runs from base 97 to 1047 and encodes 316 amino acids. The transcript has 10 exons.